AUCAUGAUAUUCAGUGACGUGAGUCAGCAAUGUUUUCUAUCGAAAGAACAAUGUUCAUGAAUGUCAUCGUUUCUCAGUAAUUUCCGCCAUGACGAUUAUAAAAAAAAAAGCUGCGAUUACUCAUUGACAAAUUUCCGGUCGUGUCGUUUUUGAACUCAUAAAAGAGAGAGAAAGAAAAAGAAAAAUAAGAUUUGAAAUAGAAAGCUGUAUCUGUAUUGGUGAUAAGUCAAGAAAGAGAUUUGUGAUCACGAUAUCUCCCGCUGCGAUCCUCGUCAGGUUGGAUAGUUUUCCUCUCCAUAGUCUUAGCUCAUCAUACUACUCUCUCUCUCUCUCGCUCCCUCUUUCCCCCUCUCUAUCUCUCUGUCCAAUCUUCUUAUAACCUCGUGUGCGUUACUACUUCUCUUUCUCACUCUCUGCUUCCCCCUCCGUUCUCCUGGAUCGCUACCCCUCCUUCGGAGAAGCUUCAUCGUAUUCACUAACGUUUCGAACCUCAACUAGACUAUAUUUUCAGAACGUUUCAAUUUUGGCUAGUUGCGUUACUUCUAUUUCAUCAUACGUUUUAUAUAUCGUCUUGCUUUGUUCGUACUUUUUUCCGUAAUGUUAUAACUCAUCGUUCUCCUUCUCUUUUCCCUUUUCUUCCUAUAUCUCGUUCUCAACAAGGUUCUCUCUCUCUCUCUCUCUCUCUCUCUAUAUAUAUAUAUAUAUACACAUAUAUAUAUACACACAUAUAUAUAUAUACAACAUAUAUAUAUAUAUAUCUAUCUAUCUCUAUCCUUCCGUACGUACGUACGCGUACGCACGACACACACACACGCACGCACACAUUUAUGCACGUAUACGUAUACGGAGGUACCGGGUAAAGAAUAAUCGUCGCGCGACUUUACGUAUUCUCGCGCACAUUACGGACGUUUCCAGGCUCCAGGAUGCAGGCUAUCAAGUGCGUGGUUGUCGGUGACGGAGCUGUGGGUAAAACGUGCCUCUUGAUAAGUUAUACCACCAAUGCAUUCCCGGGAGAAUAUAUCCCAACGGUAUUUGACAACUAUUCUGCAAACGUGAUGGUGGAUGGAAAGCCCAUUAACCUAGGUCUAUGGGAUACUGCUGGUCAGGAAGAUUAUGACAGAUUAAGACCAUUAUCCUAUCCACAGACAGAUGUAUUUUUGAUUUGUUUCUCGUUGGUAAAUCCUGCAAGUUUUGAGAAUGUUCGUGCUAAAUGGUAUCCAGAGGUACGUCAUCACUGUCCUGCCACUCCAAUUAUUUUGGUAGGCACUAAAUUGGAUCUACGUGAGGACAAAGAAACUAUCGAGCGUCUUAAAGAUAAGAAAUUGGCACCUAUUACUUAUCCUCAGGGUUUGGCAAUGGCGAAAGAGAUAGGCGCUGUUAAAUAUUUAGAGUGUUCUGCUUUAACGCAGAAGGGUUUGAAGACUGUUUUUGAUGAAGCAAUUCGUGCUGUUUUAUGUCCUGUUCUUCAGGUUAAACCAAAACGCAGAUGUUUCCUUCUAUAAUAUUAAUUGUUAUCCUUUGCCUAAUGGUCUGGAGUUCAAUCGAGCAUAUUACCAUUUCAUCUCCAGCCUGUCAAUUUUAAUUGAAUCACUACAAGUUACCGAUCUUCGACCCCAUAGUGCAGUUUGUGUCCAGCUCUCAUAGACUGACAACAACUGCCAUGAAAACGCACAAAUAUCAAUUUGGUGAUUCUUACAUUAAAAGAUUAAACUACCAUUGUGGACAAAAUUUACAUUAAUUGGAAAUGCAAACUUAUGCUGUUAUCUCUGGUACUGAAAUUGAACAGAUCAAAGCACUUGUGCCGAUCACACAUAAAUUUCCAGUCUAAGCUUUAAUCUCAUAACAAAGAGAAGAAUAAGUAGGCUGGCUAUUCUAGAUAAACAAAGUAUAAUAAAAGAUGCCGAAAGAAGAACUGAUUCUGUACAGUAUGCUAAAGUGUGUUAUUAAUAUUAUGAUUAAUAAUUAUAUAUAAAGGGUAAAAUACAAACAUUGCUAUGUAAUUGUACAAGAGCCCAGAAAUCGAAUACUAAUCAGCUUAAUCAAACGGGAGAGUGAUCCAUGUAUAGUUUGCAGCUGUAUAUACACAUAAAAGAAAAAAAUUUAGAAUUUUAUCUUUAUAAGAGGAGAUACGUUAGCAUGAUCCAUGGAUCAUAGAUAUGUGUUACUGCUACAUAAAUUUAGCUAGAUUGGUUUCUCACUUUAUACGUUGUUUUAGUCAAAUUUUGAAUAUUAUUGCAUUGAAAAAUAAUUAGCCGUAAGAAAAUAUUUUUAAAAUGAUAUCUUAAAUUCAUGAAGGUUUUGUAUAUAUAUAUAAAGUCAGAACUCUCUCUCUCUAUAUAUAUAUAUAUAUGUAUAUAUAUCCCAUAUAUAUAUAUAUAUGAGCUUGAAUUGCUAUGUAAUCGUGAUACCAUAUGCAAUUGCAAACCAUGGAAGAUGCCACACCUUUUUAAUUAAACUGAUCAACAUUUCUCUAUACAUACCAGAGUUUAAAACAGACAAUUGUGUAAGUUUUUGGUGUAUAUGAUAUGAGUAUGUAUGUAAAAUCGAUUUAUUACAUUCUCUGCUUCCUUGUGCUGUUCUUUUUUUUUCUUUUUUCUUUUUUUUUUUUUUACAGUUUUACUGUAGAAUCCGUUAUUAGUACGCACAGUACAUUGUCUUGAUGUGGGCUGUUUUGCAUACCAGCCAAACAUUAGAGAUACAUACAAUUAAAUGAAAGAAGCAGAGGACAAGUGUAUGCAAAAUAAAAUGCAGUAUAAAUGAUUGAGUGUAUGGCAGGUAUGUUAGUUGUGUGAUAAAAAGGGAGCACGAAUGUGUAAGCAUAGAAAAAGAAAACAAAAAAAAAAAAAAAGAAAAAAAAAAAACAAAAAACAAAUCUAUAGCAAAUAAUAAUUGUACAUAAAUGCUGAAGUUCAAAUGUAUUCCUAUUAUUAUCACUUAUGUGUAUAAGUCACUGAUCGAAUCUAAAUCGAACGUUACUUGUUUUUUUAUAUAUAUAUUAUAAAUAUAUAUAAAACGGCUGGAUCAAGAUCUAUCUAUUCGAACGUCGUGAAAAGUCCACCAACCUGUGCAAUCUCUGUCAGGUGGAGAAUUAGGAUUCGGUCCAUGGAAGGAAAAAGUAAAAGAAAAAAACCAUAAAUACUGUAACUAAAUAUGCUUUAUUAAAUGGGUGUUUAUUAAGCA
This is a messenger RNA of Vespa crabro (European hornet), 3180 nucleotides long. It is a transcript of the gene Rac1, whose product is annotated as ras-related protein Rac1. Gene Ontology annotation, molecular function: GTP binding; GTPase activity; protein kinase binding. NCBI's taxonomy places the organism in Eukaryota, Metazoa, Arthropoda, Insecta, Hymenoptera, Vespidae. The coding region runs from base 924 to 1502 and encodes 192 amino acids. Gene Ontology annotation, cellular component: cell projection; cell cortex; cytoplasmic vesicle. Gene Ontology annotation, biological process: motor neuron axon guidance; regulation of cell shape; small GTPase-mediated signal transduction. The transcript has 3 exons. The record is from RefSeq and is a predicted model, not a curated record.